AUGGAACCGUCCAUCGACUCUUCCCUCGCUACCAACGGGCUGGCUGACGAGCAGCGAGGCUUGCUGGACCUUGUUGACAAGCUGCAAUUUGCCCAACUUGACAAUGUCAGGCUCCCCCAAAUCGUCGUUGUGGGCGACCAGUCCGCGGGAAAAAGCUCCGUUCUCGAGGCCCUGAGCGGCACUCCGUUUCCCAGAGAUGCAGGCGCCUGCACUCGCUUUGCCACAGAAAUCCGCCUGCGACGGGCAAAGGAGCCGUCGCUCAGAGUGUCCAUCAUUCCGGACAAGACCCGGCCGCUGAAGGAGCAGCAGGCACUGAUGCAGUAUGGCGGAAACGUCACUGGUGAUUAUCCUUUUGAGACGAUGAUGAGGGACGCGACAGAGCUCAUUGCACCACGAAAUAUCCCCGGACGUUUCGCUGCCCGCGAUAUCCUCGUCGUCGAGAAGAAUGGCCCCGAAAUGCCACUGCUCACCCUCGUCGAUCUGCCUGGUCUGGUCCGUGUCGCCAAUCGCGAUCAGUCGGAUGCCGACAUUCAAACGAUUGAAGCUCUGUCGGAUCGGUACAUGAAGAGCUCCCGCACCAUCAUCCUCGCCGUCGUCGGAGGCAACAACGACUACGUGCAGGCUCCCAUCCUGAAGAAGGCCCGCCAAUUUGACCCAAAGGGCUCACGAACCAUCGGUGUCUUGACCAAGCCAGAUAUGACAGAGCGCAUCGGCCUGGAGGACAAAUUUAUCGAGCUUGUUACUAAUAAGGACCCCGAAAACCACUUCAAGCUCGGCUGGUAUGUUCUCUUGAAUCCGGGCCCUGCUGAUGACUGGUUCACUCCCGAGGAGCGCCUCCGCAAAGAGACCGAAUUCUUUACUCGUGGAAAAUGGGCGGUCCUCCCCCCUCAGAAUUGGGGAAUUGGUUCGCUCCGACAGAAGCUCAGCACCCAGCUCCAGCGCCACAUUGGCAAGCAUGUCAAGUCUUUGAGGCGACAGAUUCAGCAAUCUCUCGAGCGCUGCGAGGCUCAGCUCAAGGCUAUGGGAGCCGGCAAGGACACCAUAGAGGAGAUGCGGUUUGAGAUGGGUGAGCUCUUCACCGCCUCGAACAAUCUCGUCACUCCUGCGGUCAACGGUAACUACAAGAACCCUUUUGGCGAGAAGUUCUUCUCCCGACAAUCGAACCCCAAAUCUACGCCCUCGCAGAAACUCCGAGCUCGUGCGCGAGAAGAAAGCGAUCGGUUUGCCAGACGAUUCCGCCAGCACGGACGCGGUGUGAUCUUUGGCACCAACCAAGUCCCUCCCUCCACCGACAACGCGUCGCUGCCCUCGCCUGGCCUGCUUAUGGACCCGGCCAAGAAGGCUUUUGCACAGAAUGAAGUUGAGCCUCUUCUGCGACAGAUCCGUGGUAACGAACUUCCGCUUGAUUCCAACCCCCGAGCGCCUUACAUUCUCUUCCAGGACUACUCUCGAAACUGGCCAAUUCUUGCCCAAGAGUACAAGGACAACCUGGGCGUCAUUUGUAACGAGUUCCUCGCUGAUGUCAUCGACCAUGUCUGGCCGAUGCGCAUGCGUGAUCCUUUGCGCUUCCACUUCCUUGAGCUCAAGAUGAAGGAGCUCAUGGAUAGUGCUGACAAGGAACUCAAUCGACUGACGGAUGACAUGGAGCUCGAGGUGCAGCCUUUCGACCCUGAGUACGAGGAUCGUCUUCGCAAGUGGCGCGCUGCCAUCAUCGAGAACGGCGGUUCCUACACCGAGGCUGAGGAGGUUCUCGAGAAGAUGUUGAUCUACUACGACCUCACCGCCCGCAUCUUUGUACGCAACGUCAUCACUCAGGUUGUAGAGCGCCACCUGCUCCUCGGAAUGCUCCGGCUGUUCAAUCCUAUUGAGAUUCUGCGCAUGUCGGAUCACAACAUCGAAGCCAUCGCAGCCGAGAACAAGGAGACACGCGAGAAGCGUUUGGCACUGAAGAAGCAGAAGGAGGCCAUCGAAGACGCAAGGAACAUCUGCGCAGCCCUUGCCAUGCGGAGCGAGCUUAGAGCUUACGAGGACGAACCGGAGGACGAACCCUCAGAUGAUGAUGGCUUACGAAGACAAGCGUCAUCAGUUGGCUGGCAGUCCAGCGCUCAGUACGCCCAACGACCGGCGAACGAACAGCAAUCAUCUCGGAAGCCAGUGUCUUCCAAACGAGAGUCUGUUGUCCCUCAAAUCCCUCAAACACCGACAAGUACCCGUGACCUCCAGGAUUCAUCCUGGGACCAACCAAGUCACACCAAUGGGGGGUCCUCGUCCAGUUAUGCCGCGCCGGCCAACGAGAAGCCUCCAUCCCAUGCACCUCCUCCACCACCACGACCUUCCAAGGUCGGCUUCGACGAGCAGCCUGAGCGUUACUACGAAUCCUCGUCGCCUCGAGGAGAGUCGCACAGCCGCUCUAAGGAUAGUGCCAGGUCUAGACUCGCGUCGGCCAUGAGGAUGGGCUCGCAGCCCGCCUAA
Clonostachys rhizophaga is the source of this 2472-nucleotide messenger RNA. The record is from the annotation of a GenBank genome assembly. Lineage: Eukaryota; Fungi; Ascomycota; Sordariomycetes; Hypocreales; Bionectriaceae.